Molecule: messenger RNA, 1094 nt
Organism: Dreissena polymorpha
Lineage: Eukaryota; Metazoa; Mollusca; Bivalvia; Myida; Dreissenidae
Product: proteasome assembly chaperone 3-like
Exons: 3
Coding region: 427-852 (141 amino acids)
Biological process (GO): negative regulation of telomere maintenance via telomerase; proteasome assembly
Cellular component (GO): CST complex
Molecular function (GO): telomeric repeat DNA binding; single-stranded DNA binding; telomerase inhibitor activity
Source: RefSeq, a predicted model, not a curated record
CGCAAAUUUUAUGCGGACCUGAAAACUUUCCUGUCCUUACGAAACAGUGUGCAGUGGAAAUUAACACAACAAGAACUGAGCUUAUUGUCCAGACAUUUCAAGACAGAAUCUUUAUUAUUGUCACCCAAUUCAGCAAGAUUGGCACACUGCCAAUUACCCAUGUGAUUGCCAGGAACCUUGUGACUGAAGUGCCGUUAACCAAACCCAUUCUUCUGUCUGUUGCACUGAAGGAUUCAUCACCCAAAACCGUGAAAACCCUUGCCAAGAUUCUCCCAUCACUUUUGUAGUUCUUACAAGAAACAAACUGUACAAGAAUCAAUCUGUGACAUUCUACAAAUAAGGCUUUUGCGUUUCCUAUCGUAGGGAAUUAAUAUUUGUGUUCACUAAUUCUAAGCAUAUUAAAAGGCAUUAGUUAAAAGUGCAAACAUGGACGAAAUUGGUGUGUCAUUUGGUGUUCAAACAUUUAUUGAUGAAAUUGUGGAAGGACUUGCUAUUAAUGCAGAUGUUGGUGGAAAGUCGGUGAAUGUGACCGGUAGAUUGUCCGAACAUGAUAUUGAUGAUUGCAUCGCUAAACUUGUAGACCCUCAAACCAAGAAGGAGCUGACCAUUAACACAUCCCUUAUUGAGCCAUUUGGAGCAAGGUUAGGUUCUCUGUUUCAAAUGAUUGGAGAGCUGGAGACCAGUGGAAGCGGGGAUUUCAGGACCAGUGGAAGUGGAGAUUUCAGGACCAAGGUGGGUAACUGUGUCGUUUUGAAAGCCCGUGUGGUGCGGUGUGUGGAUGGGAUGGACCUGGCAUUGUACAGGAAAGCACUGCAGCUUCAGAGGGAAUUUCUCAGCAAGAAAGAUGGAUGAGAGAGCAUUGGAAAUUCAUCACUUUGACACCUGAUUUUGUGAUAGUUGAUACGUUGUAACAUGCGAUAUGUUUCAUGCAUGUUCCCUUUUAUAUUCUUAUAAAAUGUGCAUGUACAGUUUGUCAGUGAAAAGUCUCUUAUUUGAGGUUAAACCAGGAUUGAUAAAAUGCUAGAGUUAUGGACAGUCUUGAGUUAUAAAGAUAUAUGUUCUGAGAAGAAAGUAAUUAAAAUAUUAAACCAUCA